UUGCCAAAACUUUGAGGAUAGCAUAAAAUUACUCCAGAAUAUCAUUGACACCAAUUUCUUUCGUUCUGAACAUAGCAUACACAAAACAAAAAAAAAAAAGGCACAAAGAUAUUCUAGUAUCGCUUUUGUUAAAGAUAUUCCAUAGCAGAAUUGCUGUGUUGCGAGUGUCAAGAGCUGGAUAAUGCCAAGUAUUUAUUAUCUUUUCGUGUUAGAAGUAAAUUAAGACAGCACCAACAAAAUUCAUUUUGAAAAGGGGAAAGAAAAGGCCUCACAUUUGAUGCUCUGCUCUUUUUUCCUUUUCCUUUUUUUUCUCUCUCUAGGGGUUUGAUUAUAUGGUUCUUUGAACAACUGCUUCUAGUAUUAUAAUUUGAAAGCCAUGUUUCAUUGAGAGGAAAACAACAUAAGGAGUAAAGCUGUUGAGUGAAAACAAGGAAUGAGAAUUUCGCUGCAGCUGCUUCUUAUUCUUGUAUUUGCGAUCAGCAGUGCCUGCGGUGGCGACCUUGAAGUUCUGCUAAAGCUGAAAUCCUCCAUGACAGGGGCAAGGGACUCUCGGCUCGAGGACUGGGAUUCUUCAAGGGAAUCAACCUCUGCUCAUUGCUCCUUCUCUGGAGUUGCAUGCGAUGGGGGUAACAGAGUGGUAUCUCUCAACGUGUCGGCUCACAAUCUCUCUGGUUCACUUCCUCCUGAGAUUGGGCUCUUGAACAACGUAGAGAUUAUGAUAUUGGCCUCUAAUAAUCUCACCGGAAGAAUCCCUGUGGAGAUGGCUAAUCUCACGUCUCUAAAGAUUCUCAACAUUUCUAAUAAUUUGUUUAUGGGCAACUUCCCUGGAGAGAUCGCUCUCGGCAUGACUUCGCUUGAGGUACUUGACAUCUACAACAACAACUUCUCAGGUCCACUGCCUACUGAGCUCGAGAACCUCAAGAAUCUCAAGCAUCUUCAUCUGGGUGGGAACUACUUCUCUGGGAGAAUACCUGAUUCCUACUCCAACAUUCAGAGCUUGGAAUAUUUUGGUUGCAACGGCAAUGAUCUCUCUGGCAAGAUUCCAGCAGGCUUGGCUCAAAUGAAGCAAUUAAAAUAUUUGUUCCUUGGCUAUUACAAUUCUUAUGAAGGAGGUAUUCCACCUGAGUUUGGAUCAUUGACUUCCCUUGAAGUUCUUGAUAUGGCGUUCUGUAACCUCUCUGGUCAGAUUCCGGUGAGUUUAGGACAAUUAAAGCAUUUACAGUACCUGUAUAUCCAAAUGAAUUCUCUUUCUGCGGCUAUUCCCCAUGAGCUUUCAGGGCUAAUUAGCUUGGAGUUCCUUGAUCUUUCAAUCAACCAACUCAGUGGAGAGAUACCGGGGAGCUUCUGCAAGUUAAAGAAUGUCACAUUGAUCCAUUUGUUCAAAAACAAUCUGUCUGGUCGAAUACCUGCGUGCAUCGGCGAUCUGCCAAAUCUCAAGGUGCUUCAUAUAUGGGGAAACAACUUCACAUCUGAGCUCCCUGAGAAUCUUGGCUGGAAUGAGAAGCUUACACAUCUAGAUGUUUCUUUCAAUCGUCUCACAGGACCGAUUCCUCCGAAUUUGUGCAAAGGAGGGAAGCUCUCUGAAUUUAUUCUCAUGAAUAAUUUCUUCUAUGGACCAAUUCCUGAGGAGCUAGGUAACUGCAAGAACUUGACCAAAAUCCGUUUACAGAAUAACAGACUCGACGGAACAAUCCCUGCUGGAAUCUUCAAUAUGCCUGCAUCAACCAUUAUCGAGUUGAACAAUAACAAUUUCUCCGGUGAGCUUCCGUCAAAUAUGUCCAGCAAUGCACUCGAAUUACUAGAACUGUCUAGCAAUGGAAUAACAGGAAGAAUUCCUCCUGCUAUUGGAAACUUACAGAACUUGAAGACACUGUUGCUUGACAGGAACAGAUUUUAUGGUGAAAUUUCUGAAGCAAUAUUAAACCUCAAAUUUCUUUCAGGAAUCAAUCUUAGCACCAAUAAUCUCAGUGGUGCAAUUCCACCUUCCAUUUCUAAUUGUACUUCUCUAACAUCUUUGGAUUUUAGUAGAAACAGCCUCAAUGGAGAGAUUCCAAGCGGAAUUGCUGCGCUGAAGAAUCUUGCAUUCCUGAAUGUUUCUGAAAACCACCUCAGCGGACAAGUACCAAGUGAAAUUCAAUACAUGUUAAGCCUGGCAAAGCUUGAUGUCUCUAAUAAUAAUCUGUCAGGAAGAGUUCCAUCCAGUGGACAGCUUCUUGCAUUUGAUGACAGUUCAUUCUCGGGAAACCCUUAUCUCUGCUCUCCCCACAACAUUUCUUGCCAGUCUCCUGUAAACUCAAAUCAAACUUCUAACAGCCGCCAUAGCUACAGGGGCUGGCAGAGUAUUCAAAAGCUUACAGUCAGCUUAAUUACAGUAUGUCUCCUGUAAUGCUGUCCACCAAUCUAUAUUAGCAUAAAAGUAUCUCAAGCUUUGUUAAUAGUUGGCAAAAAAAAUCCAUCCUGCUUGAAAGAGAGUAAUGUUAUGUGAUUAAAGCUUGAUGGGUUUGAACUGUAUCUAGUUGAUAGUAUUGUUUGCAUA
Manihot esculenta (cassava) is the source of this 2536-nucleotide messenger RNA. RefSeq names its product receptor protein kinase CLAVATA1. The record is from RefSeq and is a predicted model, not a curated record. NCBI's taxonomy places the organism in Eukaryota, Viridiplantae, Streptophyta, Magnoliopsida, Malpighiales, Euphorbiaceae. The coding region runs from base 434 to 2386 and encodes 650 amino acids. Gene Ontology annotation, cellular component: plasma membrane. Gene Ontology annotation, molecular function: protein binding. The transcript has a single exon. Gene Ontology annotation, biological process: hormone-mediated signaling pathway.